CCUAGAAAUUGGGAUUAAGAAUUGCAGGUGAGGCUGCAGAGUACAGAGCAGUGAAUGAAAAUGGCUUCCAAUUCCAAAAAAUGGAGUUAUUUUUUUCAAUUACUGCUUCUCUCUCUCGCACUUUUCUUGCAGAUAGUAUCUCAUAAAAUUGAAGCUGGUGGUUCAAAAGUUGAGUACCUUCCUGGUUUUGAUGGUCCUCUCCCCUUUCAACUUGAAACUGGGUAUGUGGGAUUGGGAGAUUCAGAAGAUGACAUGCAAGUUUUCUACUAUUUUGUUAAGUCAGAAAAUGAUCCUAAAAAUGACCCUCUUUUGCUUUGGUUAACUGGUGGACCUGGCUGUUCUUCAAUUUCAGGCUUUGUCUUCCAAAUAGGUCCAGUGCAAUUUAAAGUUGAGGAAUUUGAUGGGAGCUUGCCUAAGCUAAUCUACAGGGCAUCGUCAUGGACAAAGGUAGCUAAUGUUAUCUUUGUAGAUUUACCGAUGGGAACAGGGUUCUCUUACGCAAAAGAUGUCCUUUCUCAACGAAGUGAUUGGAAACUUGUUCAUCAUGCCCACCAAUUUAUUAGAAAGUGGCUCACUGAGAAUCCAGAAUAUAUUUCCAAUGAAUUUUACAUGGCGAAAUGAGAAAGGUCUUCAACCCCACAUAAAUCUCCAGGGAUACAUACUAGGAAACCCCGUAACGACAAGGGAAGAAGGAAAUGAUCAUAUCCAAUAUGCUCAUGGAAUGGCACUUAUUUCUGAUGAACUCUAUUUGUCAUUGAAGAGAAAUUGUAAAGGAGAUUAUCUAAAUAUAAAUCCCGAAAAUACAUUGUGUUUAAGCGACAUGGAGUAUUACAAUAAGUGCCUUGAAAAAAUUGACCUCUAUUUCAUUUUGAAUCCAUAUUGCAACGAUGAUUGGCUUAAGCAAGACCAAGGGAUGCAAACGAGAUCUUUGGCUAGAAAGCUUGAGGCCCGUUUCGAAACUCCUCUCAUAGUGCCAGAUAUAGGCUGUGAGAAUUUUCUUUUCUUUCUGGUCACUCAAUGGGCCAACCACAGAAGCGUACGCAAGGCACUACACAUUCGAGAGGGUACUAUAGGGGAAUGGGUGCGUUGUUAUAAAGAUGAUUAUGAAUUCAGCAUCGGUAACAGUGUUCCCUUCCAUGCAAAUCUCAGUGCAAAAGGCUACCGUUCUUUAAUUUUCAGUGGAGAUCAUGAUGCAGUGGUUCCUUUUUUCUCAACUCAAGCAUGGAUAAGGUCUCUAAACUAUUCCAUUGUAGAUGAUUGGAGGCCAUGGUAUUUAAAUGACCAAGUUGCAGGAUACACCAGGACUUACUCAAAUAAAAUGACAUUUGCAACUGUAAAGGGUGCAGGACAUACAGCUGCUGAAUUGAAGCCUAAUGAAAGUUAUGUCAUGUUCACUAGAUGGAUAUCUAAUAGGCCUUUGUAACUAAGCAGCUAACAUAUUUUCAUCUUCUCAUUGUGUAACACCCUAAUUUUCAGCACGUUACGAUCGUACUAAAAGUGAGGCGUUACUGACCUGUUUUCUGUAUUUACCAUUUAA
Molecule: messenger RNA, 1537 nt
Organism: Arachis duranensis
Lineage: Eukaryota; Viridiplantae; Streptophyta; Magnoliopsida; Fabales; Fabaceae
Product: serine carboxypeptidase-like 11
Biological process (GO): secondary metabolic process; proteolysis
Molecular function (GO): serine-type carboxypeptidase activity; acyltransferase activity, transferring groups other than amino-acyl groups
Source: RefSeq, a predicted model, not a curated record